UCUUUCUUUCAAGUUCACACUCCUGGCCUUGAUGAGAGGAGAGGUGGGGUGGGGAUGAAGUUACAUAACGUGGUCGGAAGGCAGGUUCGGGAUAAAAGUCACAGCUCAAGGCUGCAGUUGGGAGGAAGGCAGCCAGACCAAGUCAUGGAGCUCAGCGUCCUUCUCCUCCUUGCUCUCCUCACGGGACUCUUGCUUCUGCUGGCCAGGUGCCACCCAAAGGCCUAUGGCUGCCUGCAGCCAGGCCCCCAUCCUCUGCCUUUCUUGGGGAACCUUCUUCAGAUGGACAGAAGUGGCUUACUCAAAUCCUCCCUCAGGUUCCGAGAGAAAUAUGGGGAUGUCUUCACGGUGUACCUGGGGCCAAGGCCUGUGGUCAUGCUAUGUGGGAUAAAGGCCAUACGGGAGGCCCUGGUGGACCAGGCUGAGACCUUCUCCGGCCAGGGGAAAAUUGCUAUACUAGAGGCAGUCUUCCAGGGAUAUGUUGUGGUCUUUGCCAAUGGGGAAUGCCGGAAGACCCUUCGCCGAUUCUCUCUGGCCACCAUGAGGGACUUCGGGAUGGGGAAGUGGAGUAUGGAGGAGCGGAUUCAGGAGGAGGCUCAGUGUCUGGUGGAGGAGCUACGGAAAACCCAGGGAGCCCUCCAGGACCCCACAUUAUUCUUCCACUCCAUGACCACUAACAUCAUCUGUUCCAUUGUCUUUGGAAAACGCUUUGGCUACAGAGACCCUGAAUUCCUGUGGCUGUUGGACCUGUUCUACCAGUCCUUCACGCUCAUCAGCUCCUUCUCCAGCCAGGUGUUUGAGCUUUUCCACAACUUCUUGAAGUACUUCCCUGGUACACACAGGCAAGUCUACAAAAACCUGCAGGAAAUCACCCACUUCAUUGACCGCGUUGUGGAGAAGCACCGUGAAACCCUGGACCCCAGCUCCCCCCAGGACUUCAUUGACGCCUACCUGAUCCGCAUGGACAAAGAGAAGGCCGACCCCCGCAGCGAGUUCCACCAGCGGAACCUCAUCUACACGGUGCUGUCGCUCAUCUUUGCCGGCACGGAGACCACCAGCAUCACGCUCCGCUAUGGAUUCCUGCUCCUGCUCAAAUACCCCCACAUCACAGCAUGGCUCGCCAUGAAGCUGGGCACAUGA
Mirounga angustirostris (Northern elephant seal) is the source of this 1137-nucleotide messenger RNA. RefSeq names its product cytochrome P450 2B11-like. The record is from RefSeq and is a predicted model, not a curated record. Gene Ontology annotation, molecular function: heme binding; oxidoreductase activity, acting on paired donors, with incorporation or reduction of molecular oxygen, reduced flavin or flavoprotein as one donor, and incorporation of one atom of oxygen; iron ion binding. The coding region runs from base 55 to 1137 and encodes 360 amino acids. Gene Ontology annotation, biological process: xenobiotic metabolic process; epoxygenase P450 pathway. Gene Ontology annotation, cellular component: cytoplasm; intracellular membrane-bounded organelle. NCBI's taxonomy places the organism in Eukaryota, Metazoa, Chordata, Mammalia, Carnivora, Phocidae. The transcript has 7 exons.